Molecule: messenger RNA, 1346 nt
Organism: Phymastichus coffea
Lineage: Eukaryota; Metazoa; Arthropoda; Insecta; Hymenoptera; Eulophidae
Gene: Vha26
Product: V-type proton ATPase subunit E
Exons: 5
Coding region: 225-905 (226 amino acids)
Biological process (GO): proton transmembrane transport
Cellular component (GO): proton-transporting two-sector ATPase complex, catalytic domain
Molecular function (GO): proton-transporting ATPase activity, rotational mechanism
Source: RefSeq, a predicted model, not a curated record
AUACAGUCAUCGCGCAGAAUCAGCAGCCAGCAGAAGUGUGCACUCACGAGACACCUUCGUCGUCUUCAAGUUAAGUUGGGCGUUGACGUUUCGUUGCACAUCUUCGUCGCAGUCUCUCGGAUCAACCUCCGGUAGACCCUUGCCAGUUGGUCACUUCGAGGCAAAUUUUAUUUCGAUUGUUCGGUGACUCGUAAGUGAAGCUCGCCAACACACGGACCAGCAACAUGGCUCUCAGCGAUGCUGACGUUCAGAAGCAGAUUAAGCAUAUGAUGGCCUUCAUUGAACAAGAGGCCAAUGAAAAGGCUGAAGAAAUUGAUGCUAAGGCAGAAGAGGAGUUUAACAUAGAGAAGGGACGAUUGGUACAGCAACAGCGUCUCAAGAUUAUGGAAUAUUAUGAGAAGAAAGAAAAGCAGGUUGAAUUGCAAAAGAAAAUUCAAUCAUCGAACAUGCUGAAUCAAGCUCGUCUUAAAGUACUGAAAGUGCGUGAGGAUCAUGUGAGAAAUGUAUUGGAAGAGGCUAGAAAAAAACUCAGUGAAGUAUCAAGAGAUCAAGGCAAAUAUGCCGAAAUCUUGAAACUUUUGAUCACUCAAGGUCUCUACCAGCUCACUGAAACUACUGUAGUUAUCAGAGUUAGACAACAAGAUGUUCCUCUAAUUGAAUCUCUGUUGCCUGGUAUUCAGCAAGAGUACAACAAUGUUACAAAAAAAGAAACUGUUCUGAAAAUUGAUCAAGAAAAUUCUUUGCCUCCAGACAGUUGUGGAGGUGUUGAACUGUUGGCUGCCAGAGGCCGCAUAAAGAUCGUCAAUACCUUGGAAAACAGGUUGGAAUUGAUUGCCCAGCAGCUGGUUCCUGAAAUACGUACAGCUCUGUUCGGUCGCAAUUUGAACCGUCGAUUCACUGAUUAAAUAAACAACGUUUGCGUCUUGCGCCAAAACAUUCCUGUAUUAUAUCGCGUACCGUGCGCCUCUACCUAAAACGUUGAAAGUGAAGUUAUUUUUAUGCACGCAACAAGAUUCAAUUUCGCCGUACUGCGAGUAUAAGAAAACGCGAUUAGUCUUUACUAUUAUUCAGCGUGUAUUAUAGCACGUAAGAUUUUUGUCUUUGUCUGCUUUAGUAUUUUCAUCAAUUUUAUUUGGAAUUGUAGGGCGUCAACAUUAGGGCUUCUGUUAUUCUAUAUUUAAAGUAUUCAAAUGAUACUGUUGAACAAAAGUAAAUGUUGAAAAAUAUAAUCUUGCCUAGUGUUUUGACCUCUGUAUACUACAUUGUAAAUCUGUUGUUGUUUAAUUAAUUAAAAAACACAAUACUCUUGGUGGAAUGUUUUUUCUUUGUACAUAAGCAAUUGUAAC